Molecule: messenger RNA, 618 nt
Organism: Oppia nitens
Lineage: Eukaryota; Metazoa; Arthropoda; Arachnida; Sarcoptiformes; Oppiidae
Exons: 2
Coding region: 108-473 (121 amino acids)
Source: RefSeq, a predicted model, not a curated record
UAGCUAUUAGUUAGCAUAGAAAUUAUUAAUAAAUUUUUAUAAUUAUUAUAUUAUUAUUACAAUAAUUUUCUAACUAAAAUAAUAACUAAUACAGAAACCUAUAUAGCAUGAAAAUGUCAUCAAAAAUUAUAAUCUUUUUGGCACUGUUUGCACUAAUUGCCGUUUGUAUUGUGGAGGCGUCGGUAGAUAUUGAGGAACGAGAAGAUAAACCACCAAACGAUGAAACGCAUAAAAUAAUAGUAAAAUUGUCAAAUCUAUUGACGCCAUUGUUAGGACCGGAAAUACAUAAAUUGUUGCACUUAUUGCGUCCAAUAAUAUCACUGCCGAUCGUAACCAAUCUAUUGAAGCCACUCUCCAAUAGUUUGGUUCCUGUCCUGAAACCAGUCAUAGAUUUAUUAGCACCUAUUUUGGGUCCUAUUUUGAUACCAAUUGUUACCAAUUUAUUGAAGAAAAUACUACCAAAAUCCAAGUAAUACCUGUCACUUGAGGACAUCAAUCAGUUGUUAAACGGGAGUCUCUAACUAAACAACAUAACUGUCCCUAAAUUUGAUUUAUUAUUAUUUAUUUAGAUAAAUGCGUUAUUAUACUGUAUUUUUCAGUAGACUAAAUCUAUUUUAC